This is a messenger RNA of Vigna unguiculata (cowpea), 4493 nucleotides long. RefSeq lists its product as uncharacterized. Lineage: Eukaryota; Viridiplantae; Streptophyta; Magnoliopsida; Fabales; Fabaceae. The record is from RefSeq and is a predicted model, not a curated record. Gene Ontology annotation, molecular function: RNA binding.
UUUCGUCAUUUUGAAGCAUUGGAAACUGGUGACUUCACUUCAGUUCUGGUUACGUAGGUCUAGUUCUCUUUCAUUGGAUCAACGACGAUUGAUUCAUUAUUGAUUAAUUCCGGCCAUGCGAACACGAAAUGCUGAUCCUGCUUCCAAAUCCGCAACCCCUAAGAAGACGCCACCGCCGAGGAAAUCCCCUGCGGCGAAGCGCACACCCGCCACCAAAACCAGAAGCACAAAGAAGAAAGAGGUCUCAGCCGCACCCGAUUCCAAAACCGAUCAAUCUCCUGUGGAGCAGAAACCGGUAGCUAGUGGUAGCAGUACAAAAACUGCGAAAAUGAAGGCUCCAGGGAGACCUAGAGUUAAAGCAAUUGAUACUCCGAAUUUGAAAGAACAACGUCAGGCAGUAGCUGAUGAAAUUCUUAUUGAAGACAAAACCGAGGCUGCAGAGAAAGUGGAAGAUGUUGAAGUUGUUGAUGCAGAUAAUAUUGAGGGUGAGAAAGAGGGGGAUCAAGGUAUUGAGUUUUCUGAAGAUAAGGAACAGAAGUCGAUGGAAGUGGAUGAACCUGUUGUUGAAAAGGGGAGUGACAUAAUGGAAGUUGAAGUAACUGCUUCACAGGAUGUUUCUGUUUCUUUUCAGCGACUAGGGCGGCCCAUUAUGGACCUCAAUAUAUCUGCAGAUAAUGAAGAUUGUACUGCUGAAAAGGAGGGAGUGAAGGGAAAGGAAGUGUUCAAAGAUGAAGAGAGGGGCAAAGGAAAGGAGAAGUUGAAAGAACAGGAAGGAGAUGGAGGGAAGGAAGAGGUGAAAGUGCAUGAAGGGGACAAAGGACAGGAAGAAUUGAAAGAACUGGAAGGAGACAAAGGAAUGGAAGAGUUGAAAGAACUGGAUGGGGAGAAAGAAAAGAAAGAGUUGAAAGCACCCGAUGGAGAGAAAGGUAAGGAAGAGUUGAAAGAACAUGAAGGAGAGAAAGGUAAGGAGGAAUUAAUAGAAUGGGAAGGAGAGAAAGUUAAAGAAGAGACGAUAGAACAAGAAGGACAUAAAGUAAAGUUUGACUUGAAAGAACAGGAAGUAGAAGAAGGGAAGUUGAAAGAACAUUAUCCAGAGAAAGCAGAGGGAGAGGAAACAAACCUUUUUGGACAUGAAGAGAACACUAAGUCGCUUGGUCUAGAAGUGAAAGCCCAGAUGCAAACAGAAGAUGCUAAUCCCAUUAAAGAUGGUGGUGAAGGACCCAUGAGUGGUGAAAAGAUAGAUCUUCGAGGACAAGGGAAGGUGGAGCUUGCUGAAGAAGAUCCGGAGGAAGAUCCAGAAGAAGAUCCAGAAGAACCUCUAGAUGAAAUUGGGGCGUUGGAGGAGGAGCAUAGGGAAUUGGAGGCCAUUGCAAAUCAGCGAAAGAUUAAAAAAGAGCAUGAGAUCUUUGUUGGUGGGUUGGAUCGUGAUGCUACAGAGGAAGAUCUGAGAAAGGUUUUCCAGAGGAUUGGGGAGAUACUUGAAGUCAGGUUGCAUAAAAAUUCUUCAACAAAUAAAAACAAGGGCUAUGCUUUUGUGAAGUUUGCUAAUAAGGAGCAUGCUAAGAAAGCUUUGUCUGAAAUGAAGAACCCUGUUAUACGUGGUAAACGGUGUGGCACUGCACCUAGUGAGGAUAAUGACACAUUAUUCUUGGGAAAUAUUUGCAAUACUUGGACAAAAGAAGCUAUUAAACAGAAGCUGAAGGACUAUGGCAUUGAAGGUGCUGAAAACAUUACGCUUGUCCCAGAUGUUCAACAUGAGGGCUUGAGCCGGGGUUUUGCAUUUGUAGAGUUCUCUUGUCAUGCAGAUGCCAUGCUUGCAUAUAAGAGGCUUCAAAAGCCUGAUGUUAUCUUUGGCCAUGCUGAACGAACUGCCAAGGUAGCCUUUGCUGAACCCAUGCGUGAACCUGACCCAGAGAUAAUGGCACAGGUGAAGUCUGUGUUUAUUAAUGGUCUCCCUCCACACUGGGACGAAGAUCAUGUGAGGGAGCUAUUUAAAUCUUAUGGUGAAAUUGUAAGAAUCGUCUUAGCACGGAAUAUGUCUACUGCUAAGAGGAAGGAUUAUGGAUUUGUUGAUUUUUUUACCCAUGAAGCUGCUGUAGCUUGUGUUGAUGGUGUAAAUAAAUCAGAAAUGGGUGAUACGGCAUCAAAGAUAAAAGUGAGAGCUAGACUUUCAAACCCUCUGCCUAAAACACAGGCUGUCAAAGGUGGUAUGUGUGGUGGGUUCCGAAUUGGUCAUGCUAGGAGUGCAGCCUUUUCAAGACCAGUCCCUACUAGAGGGAGGGGGUUUGGGCGAGGAAGACAGCCCUUCAACAACAGGGGAAAUUUCAACAGGGAUAGGAGUUUCUAUCACGGUGGAAACAGUCAAAUUGGAAGAAUGGGUUUUCGGGAUGACCUUGAUUUUAAUAUACAUCCAGAUUUCCGUCAAAGGCAAUUUGGUCCACAAGGAGCUGUGAGGGGUGGACAUUAUGCUGGUAGCCGAGGUGCUUCAUUUGCUGGACCGUCUAGACCUUAUCAAUACAGAGCAUGGUAUGGUAUGCCUGAUGGAGGUUCUAGUGAGCCUGUUCCUCCAAGGAGGACCUACUCCCCUGGUGGACAAUUUGACAUGCCUUUUAUGGGAAGACAUUUUGAUGAUCCAUAUCUAUACGAUGACAAUAUACAUGGAAUGAAACGUCCGUUUUAUAUGACUGACCCUGAACCUGAUUACAUGGGCCCCAAUAGACUUCGUCCCCGUUUGGAUUAUGCAGAUCCUCCUAUAUUUCAUGGAACUCAUCACCAUGAUUCUUUUGGGUCUGGCAGCAGACAGUACCCGCCUGACUACUAUGCUUCCGAUUACGGUAGAGGUUCAUAUUCAUCUUAUUAUGGGGGUGAUGGCUCACAUGGACAUGGAUACUAUUAUUGAUGUGAUGAAUCAUUUGGUGCAUCUGGAACUGUGGGACAAACAUCUUCAAAUAUAAGCUUGCUACUUGAGCAUGCAAUUCUGAAGUUGCAUAUUUAGUUUACAGUCUUCUCUUACUCCUUUGCCACCUGGUUUGUUUCUUUAUAUAUCUAUAUCUAUUUGGUCAUAGGUGGUAUAGACUAAAUUGUUUAAUGAUUUUCGGGUAGGUUGUCUUUCAGGUCCUGGAGUAAGGUAUUAAUAAGAUUAUAUGGAAUGGGCUAGUUUUUCUUGAACAACUUAGGUAUGAUGAGAUCAGGGACUUGUAUUUGAGGAUGCUUUGUUGAAUGAACAAUAUAAAUCUGACUCGUCUAAUAUAACUUUGAUGAUCGGAAAGUUUAAAGGACUAUUGGAAGCAAAGAAAUUUAGCCAUGAUGGAUUUAUCUUUUUAUCAAGUGAUAGACAAGGUUUGGUAUUUGAAUAUGCAUAUUGAGGCUCUUGUGGUUCUAAUGGAUGCCUUUGGAGAGUUUGCUACAGUUCACUUUCAUUAUUAGGAGCCAAUAGUGAUCUGAACUGAAAGCUUUACCCUAUUUUGGAGUUCUUUUGAUUGGCUGGGAUCCUUCAAGUAUUUAUUGAUAUCCAUACAUAAGCAGCCUUUUUAUGGUGAAGUUUAUGCUUACUGAAUUUACUGGAAGACUAGACUAGGGACUAAAUACAGUGAAAGGCUGACUUUCAUUUGGCAUGGUGUUCAUGGAUAAUGCUACGGUUAUGGAGUAAAUGAUAUAUAUUAUUGGUUUGGUUCCUUGUGACGCUAAGUUAUUACUAAUUUGGGUUUCCUUGAGGAGAUCUCCAUACUAAGUAAUUGCUGAAACAUGUUGUGAAUCAUCAAUCCAAUGGAACAUUUUUGUAGUGAGAUUAUUAGGUUGCUUAUCUUGCUACAGUUUUUUAAGAUUUUUUAUUGUAGUGUGAAUAAGUGGACGUUUUUUGAAACGAAUUGUGAAGCACCAAUCAUAUGGAACUUUGGAAAAAUGUUCUCUUUCUGUGGAUUUUUAGAACUUUUAUUGUAGUGAAUAGGUGGUGGGUUCAUAGUGAUAGGAAUGGUAUGUAGCAUGGACCAGUCCCUGUCUCUUGAAUAUUGAAUGGUGAAGUUAUGAAAUAUCUGAAAGUUUGAGGUGUAAUACGAUUUAUUCUGAGCUCUACUAAUUUGUUUAAAAAUCACAAAACUCGCCUAAAGCAGUUAAAGAUGCAAUUUGUCAUGGUUAACUGCUUAAGAUCUAGACUUGGAUUGAAAAUAAGUAGAAUGCUAAGAAGAUUUGGUUGUCAUGCAUUCAAUUUUUUACUAGGGUUUUCUUUGGGUGUUUAAUGUUUGUGACAUUACAUUUCUGCUGUCUUAUUCUGGAAGUGUGAGUAGUGUUGUUUUCUUUUAACUCCAGUUUUUUGGUCAUAGUCUCUUAUAUAGAAGCUACGGUACAGACGGGGCAAUUAUGUACGUUGUUAUGCUGUUAUAAUGUCUCUUGAAUUGAAUAUAGGAAACACGUUGGUAUGCUUCCCUCAUUGUGUUAUUUUCUUGGUUUGACAUUAUGUAUAAAAGGGUCAGGAAAAGUUCAGUCUUUUAGUUGAA